Oncorhynchus masou masou (cherry salmon) is the source of this 720-nucleotide messenger RNA. RefSeq names its product bone morphogenetic protein 2-A-like. NCBI's taxonomy places the organism in Eukaryota, Metazoa, Chordata, Actinopteri, Salmoniformes, Salmonidae. The record is from RefSeq and is a predicted model, not a curated record. Gene Ontology annotation, molecular function: cytokine activity. Gene Ontology annotation, cellular component: extracellular region. Bases 1 to 720 code for a protein of 239 amino acids. The transcript is spliced from 5 exons.
AUGUUACCUGUUGCCAUUAUCAAUGCCAUGUUAGUGGGCUUGGCUACUGCAAAACCAUCACUAAAUUUGGAAAAUCACUUUUCCAUGGAGAACAAUUCUGAAGAAGUGCAUUCAGCUGCUAUUAAGAGGCUCCUGGAGGUUUUUGGUAUGGAGGACCCUCCUCUCCUCGAGGGCGAUAAGCAGCCACCUCAGUACAUGAUCAACGUGUACAACACAGUCAGAGAUGUGGACGACGUUACCAAGGACCCCUACCUUCUGGGGGGGAAUACAGUUCGCAAUUUCUUUAACAAACAUACGAAUGAACAAGUGGAGUUCCUGUUCAAUGUAUACACAGUGGCCAGGAGUGAGAAGGUUUUAACUGCUGAGUUACAUCUCUUCAAACUGCAGCCCCAGGCCUCCAACAGACAUCACUUCUGUCAGGUCAGUGUCUACCAUCUCAUAGAUUGCAGCAAAAUGAACAUAACGAAGGGUAAGAAGCUGUUGUCUUCUACACUGAUCCCUGUCCACUCCACUGGCUGGGAGGUGUUUACCAUUAUACAAGCUAUAAGUUCCUGGAUGGUUGAAGAGGGCAGUAACCUGGGUCUGCUGGUGACAGUGUGGACCCUAGGAGGAAUCCAGAUGGAUCAGAAGACUGUAGACCGCUACCGGAGCGCCAAGUCUAGGACCAUGAGGAUCCUCACCAGCUUCUACCCCCAAGCCAUAAGACUGCUGAACAAUUAA